GGGUCCGGCGCCCGCCGCUCCGCCCGGGGGCCCGAGGCCUGUAGUUCCGCCCGGGGGUCCGGCGCCCGCCGCUCCGCCCGGGGGCCCGAGGCCUGUCGCCCCGCCCGGGGGCCCGCUGCCUGCUGCUUUCGCCUGGUAGCCCGAUGUGCCCGAUGUGCUCUGCCCGGGGUCCGGCCCGGUGUGCCCUCUGCCCGGAGUCCGGCCCGGUGUGCCUCUGCCCGGUGUGCCUCUGCCCGGUGUGCCUCUGCCCGGUGUGCCUCUGCCCGGUGUGCCUCUGCCCGGUGUGCCUCUGCCCGGUGCCUCUGCCCGGUGUGCCUCUGCCCGGUGUGCCUCUGCCCGGAGUCCAGCCCGGUGUGCCUCUGCCCGGAGUCCAGCCCGGUGUGCCUCUGCCCGGAGUCCAGCCCGAUGUGCCUCUGCCCGGAGUCCAGCCCGAUGUGCCUCUGCCCGGACUGUUUGGAGCGUCCUGAGGCCGCUCCUUGAGGGGGGGGUACUGUC
Messenger RNA from Staurois parvus, 495 nucleotides. NCBI's taxonomy places the organism in Eukaryota, Metazoa, Chordata, Amphibia, Anura, Ranidae. The record is from the annotation of a GenBank genome assembly.